Molecule: messenger RNA, 2228 nt
Organism: Pistacia vera
Lineage: Eukaryota; Viridiplantae; Streptophyta; Magnoliopsida; Sapindales; Anacardiaceae
Product: teosinte glume architecture 1-like
Exons: 4
Coding region: 1033-1983 (316 amino acids)
Cellular component (GO): nucleus
Molecular function (GO): DNA binding
Source: RefSeq, a predicted model, not a curated record
AGGAAGCAAGAAGACUUGCAAAGACUAAUAUCCCUCUUGCGUUUCAUUCUUAAUUCUCUCUCUUUUCUUCCUCACACACGUCUUUCUACUUCUAUACAUUAUCCAUUCUUCUUGUUGGUUACUGUUCCAUGAUCACAACCUAGCCACUUCCCUCCCAGCUUCCUUUUUUUCUCUCUAGAUUUUUAAGAAAAACUGUUGUAGCUGCUUAAUUCACGACUGGAAAGUGAUCAACUCUUGUUGCCAUUUUAGUUUUCCUAUUCUUGCUUACAACAGUCAGUGCAAAUCUUCCCGCCUUUUUUAGGUGUCUAUGCAACUGGGCAGGCUGGAAGUUACCAACACAACAAUCUUUGCUUCUUCUGUGCCUGAUUUCUGAGACUCUCAGAAGAAAACUUGUGAGAAUGGUAAGAGCAUUUUUGGAAAAGAACUUUUGAGGCUAGUGGCUACGUGUGUUUGGGAUUGUAGUACCGACUCCUGUGAUGUGACAUUUACAUAAGGGUAUCAUGAUACAGAUGAACUAGAAUCACUAUCAACGCACCUUUUUCUUUAUCUGUCUACUUUAAUUUAUCACUGCAAAUUCUUUUAGAAGUAAUUCCAUUCAAGAACUGGGAAUCCAUUCUUUUGAAUGGAACUUUUGUCAUGGGUCUUAGAAAAAAAAUAUGUAUAGACCAUCUUUUACUGUUUGUGUUAUAGUAAGCUAUCUACUGCACAUGAGAACUCUUUUCACUGUGUUGAUAAUUGAAACACAAGAAGACUAGAAAGCUAAUACAAAAAUUUUGUACUAGGUUUUUUGUUCUUGCUAUAUAGUGUUACGAAAAAUGGUGUGAUCUUUCACUAGGAAUUGAGUGUGAGCAGAAGAAGGAAAAUGAUGUAUGGGACAAUUUUUUAGAAAGAAGGCAUUCUCUCAAAUAGCAUUAGUUGCUGGGUCUAGUAGCUUCAGGCUGCAAGGAGUUGCUCUCUGGACUUGAAGCUCUGAAGUUAGGUGUUUUGGAGGACACGUUAGAGCAGAAAUUUAAGUACCCUUGGGUCUCUUUGAUGGAAUUAUCAAGAUCUGGUUCUUCGAAAAGGGCUAAAACACCUGGCAAUGGGACCCAAGUCCCUUCUUGCUUGGUUGAUGAGUGCACAGCAGACCUUAGUAAAUGCAGGGACUAUCAUCGCCGCCAUAAAGUAUGUGAGCUCCAUUCUAAGACCCCAAAAGUUACAAUUCAGGGUCAAGAACAACGAUUUUGCCAGCAAUGCAGCAGGUUUCAUUCAUUGGGGGAGUUUGAUGAGGGAAAGAGAAGCUGCAGGAAACGGCUUGACGGACAUAACCGGCGCCGUAGGAAGCCUCAACCAGAAACUCUUUCCAUAAAUCCUGGGAGGUUUCUUUCCAAUCACCAAGGUACUAGAUUUAUACCAUUCGGUAGCCCUGAAGUAUUUUCAACUAAUUCAGUAAUGCCUGCUUGGGCUGGAGUUGUCAAAGGCAGGGCUGAAGUGAUGCUUCACAACCCACACUCUCAGUUAGACUUGAGCAAUAGGAACUUGUUUCAUGAAUCGUCAUCUCACAACUACAAAGUGGGGAAGCAGUUCCCCUUCUUGGAAGGAAUCAAUUCUACACUCCCAGGAGUUUCCGUCUGUCAACCACUUCUAAGUGCCAAUUCCUCCUCUAUGAGUAACGGUGUCAGCAGCCAGAAAAUGUUCUCCAAUAAUUUAAACAGAGUAAUCAAUUCUGGCUGUGCUCUCUCUCUUCUGUCAUCACCACCAGCUGAGACACGGGAGAUUGGUUUGAGCCAUAUGAUGCAGCCUGACUCAAUCCCUCCUCCUCAGUCCUUGAUCCCAAGCUUGAGUUACAGUAGUCAAGGAAUGAAUGGCGAGCCUCUAAGAUCUGCAUUGGUCUCGGACAGCAGUAGUAAUGCCAACCAUCAUAACCAGGAUAUUUUUCAGAUUGGUCCUGAUGGAUCAUCUCCAAGUAGAACUCACCAGACUCUCUCCUUCUCCUGGGAGUAGUAUGUGCCAUCUACAGCUUUCUUUGUGACCCAUUAUCAACAAAAUACUAAUAAUGAUAAUAAAAUGUGGUCGCAACUCGCAAGCUGUUAGAUUUCUAAGAUAUUACUUCAUGUAUUUGCUCUUAUUUGAAUACUUGUAGCCUCGUAAGUAGAGGGAUAUUGUAUUCUUUUACAUGUUAAACAGCUACUGCAUAUGCAUAUGUAUUAUUCUCUCCUGUUUAUUUGAAGCCCCAAAAUAGUAGGGUU